GAAAGAGGAGCCGGAAGUGAGACGCGCGAGGUCUAAGGGCGCGAGGGAAGUGGCGGGCGGGGACUGACGGGGGGCGUGCAGGUGAGCCGACCGGCCGGGGGUCGCGGGCAUGGCCGAGGCCAGGAAGCGGCGGGAGCUGCUUCCCCUGAUCUACCAUCAUCUGCUGCGGGCGGGCUAUGUGCGCGCGGCGCGGGAAGUGAAGGAGCAGAGCGGCCAGAAAAUUUUCCUGGCUCAGCCUGUAACCCUCCUGGACAUCUAUACGCACUGGCAACAAACCUCAGAGCUUGGCCGGAAGCGAAAGGCAGAGGCCGAUGCGGAACUACUGGCCAAGAAGACCCGUGUGUCAGACCCCAUUAGCAGCUCAGAGAGCUCAGAAGAGGAGGAGGAGGAGGCAGAAGCUGAAACCACCAAAGCCACCCCAAGACUAGCGUGUACCAACUCCUCAGCCAUGGGGGCGGAUUUGCUGUCAAGCAUGAAAGAAAAGGCCAAGGCAAAGACAGAGACAGCCGGCAAGAUGGGGAACUCCAUGCCAAACCCUGCCUCUAUGAAGACAGUGGCCCACCUCCUCUCUGGGAAGUCACUGAAGAUGUCAGGAGAGCCCUCAGCAAAUACUGUCUUGGCCUCAGAAACAGAGGAGGAGGGCAGUGUUCCGGCCUUCAGAGCCGCCGCCAAGCCUGGGACAGUGUCAGCAGGCCAGGCCGACAGCUCCAGUGAGGACACCUCCGGUUCAAGCGAUGAGACGGACGUGGAGGCAAAACCCUCAGUAAAACCAGCCCAGGUCAAACCCUUGUCAGUCCCUGCCAAGGAGCCUCCAGCAAGAAGGGCAGCCCCAGCCCCUGGGAAGGUGGGGGAUGUGACACCCCAGGUCAGAGGAGGUGCCCUGACCCCGGCUAAGACAACCAAGAAGCCAGAAGAGGAGUCAGAGAGUAGCGAGGAGUCCUCUGAAAGUGAGGAGGAGGCCCCUGCGGGGACCCCCAGCCAGGUAAAAGCCUCUGAGAAAAUUCUUCAGGUCAGAGCUGCCUCGGCCCCUGCCAAGGGGAGUCCUGGGAAAGGGCCCACCCCGGCACCCCCUGGGAAGGCAGGGCCCACAGCCACCCAGGCCAAAGCAGGGAAGCCAGAGGAGGACUCGGAGAGCAGUAGUGAGGAGGAGUCUGACAGUGAGGAGGAGACACCGGCUGCCAAGGGCCCGCUUCAGGCGAAGCCCUCGGAGAAGACCCCCCAGGUCAGAGCUGCCUCAGCCCCUGCCAAGGAGUCCCCGAGAAAAGGGGCUGCCUCAGCACCCCCUGGGAAGACGGGGCCUGCAGCCGCCCAGGCCCAGGCGGGGAAGCGGGAGGAGGACUCGGGGAGCAGCAGCGAGGAGUCGGACAGCGGUGGGGAGGCCCCAGCGGCCGUGAGCCUGGCCCAGGCAAAGCCCUUGGGGAAAAACCCCCAGGUGAGACCUGCCUCCACCCUGGGUGUGAAGCCCUCGGGGAAAGGCACCAUCCCAGUGCUCCCUGGGAAGGCAGGGACCGCAGCCCCCUUUGCCCAGGUGGGGAAGCAGGAGGACCCAACCAGCAGCAGCGAGGAGUCAUCAGACAGUGAAGGGGAGGCACCCACGGCCGUGGCCCCAGCCCAGGCAAAGCCCUCAGGAAAAAUCCUCCCAGCCAGACCUGCCUCCAGUCCUGCCAAGGUGCCGUUGGGAAAGGGGACUAUCCCAGUGGGCCCUCAGAAGGCAGGGCCUGUGGCCACCCUGGUCAAGGCUGAAAGGUCCAAGGAAGACUCAGAGAGCAGCGAGGAGUCGUCUGACAGCCAGGAGGAGGCACCAGCAGCCGUGCCUCCCGCUCAGGCAAAACCAGCUCUGAAAACUCCUCAGACCAAGGCAUCCCCAAGGAAAGGCACCCCCAGUACCCUUGCGUCUGCCAAGACCACCGCGGUGCGCGUGGGCACUCCAGCCCCCUGGAAAGCGGGAGCGGUGGCUCCUCCAGCUGCAGCCGGGGGUGCCCAGAGACCAGAGGACUCUUCUAGCAGCAAGGAGUCAGAGAGUGAGGAAGAGGAGAUGGCUCCUGUGGCAGCAGUGGGACAGGCGAAGUCUGUGGGGAAAGGCCUCCAAGCGAAAGCUGCCUCGGUGCCCACCACGGGGCCCUCGGGGCAAGGGACUGCCCCAGUCCUCCCUGGGAAGACAGGACUUCCAGUCCCCCAGGUCAAAGCAGAGGCGCAGGAAGACUCCGAGAGCAGUGAGGAGGAGUCCGACAGUGAGGACGCAGCCACGACUCCAGCGCAGGUAAAGGCCUCAGUGAAAGUGCCUCUGGCUAAAGCCAACCCAGCUGCCACCAGAGUGUCUUCAGCCAAAGGGGCAAUGUCUGCUCCUGGAAAAGGUGUCACUGCAGCUGCUCAAACCAAACAGGGGUCCACAGCCAAGGCAAGACCACCAGCGAGAACCCUCCAGAACAGCACUGUCUCAGUGAGGGCCCAGGCACCUAUGCCAAGUGCAGGGAAGGCGGGGGCCAUAGCGGCCCAGGCCCAGACAGGGCCAGGAGAGGAGGACUCAGAGAGCAGUGAGGAGGAGUCGGACAGUGAAGAGGAGGCGCCAGCUCCGGCAAAGCCUUUGGGGAAGACCCUGCAAGUCAGAGCUGCCUCAGCCCCUGCCAAGGAGUCCCCGAGGAAAGGGGCUGCCCCAGCACCCCCUGGGAAGACAGGGCCUGCAUGUGCCCAGGCCCAGGCAGGGAAGCGGGAGGAGGACUCGGAGAGCAGCAGCGAGGAGUCGGACAGCGAGGGGGAAGCCUCGGCAACCGUGACCCCAGCCCAGGUCUUGUCCCCUCAGAAGAAUGGUAACUUGAAAACCGCCAGAAGCAAGACCCUGGCCCCGGCACCCCCAGACAAGAAGGCAGCAGAGUCCUUGGAAAGCAGUGACGAAGAGCUGCCGGCGAGCCAGGUGAUUAAAACCCCUCUGAUUUUUGUCGACCCUAAUCGUAGUCCAGCUGGCCCAGCUGCUACCCCCGCGCAAGCCCAGGCUGCGAGCACCCCGAGAAAGGCCCGGGCCUCGGAGAGCACAGCCAAGAGUUCCUCCUCCGAGAGCGAGGACGAGGACAUGAUCCCCGCUACACAGUGCUUGACUCCUGCCAUUAGAACCAACGUGACUGUGUCCGCCACUCACCCACGGACAGCCCCCAAAGCCAGCGUUGCCAGCAACAGCAAGGAGUCCAGCUGGGUAUCAGAUGGCAAGAAACAGGAGGGACCAGCCACUCAGGUGACAAAGAGGAACCCAGCUUCCCUCCCACUGACCCAGGUCCUUGCCCAGGAAGCCAGUGAGGCCCAGCCUCGUAUUGGCAGGACCCAGUCUUCAAGGCGGGUUGACAGUGCUGUAGGAACAUUCCCUGUGACGGGUUCCCAGAGCACCCCUGUCCAGACCAGAGUGACCAGCAAUCCCAAAAAACCCAAGCUCCCUGACAGCCGGCAGGCCACAACCACUCCCUUGGGACACCCCAAGGCCAAAGCCCCUGGGAGCUCAGAUGACAGUGAGGACAGCAGCAACAGCUCUUCAGGAAGCGAGGAGGACGCUGAAGGGCCCCCGAUGGCCAAGUCGGCCCACCGGCCAGGUCCAGCCACCGCCAGCAGGGAGACCUUGGUGGAGGAGACCACAGAGUCCAGCGAGGAUGAGGUGAUGGCGCCUUCCCAGUCUCUCCUCUCAGGUUAUGUGACCCCAGCCAAUUCCCAGGCCUCAAAGGCCACUCCCAGGCCAGACUCCAACCCCUCAGUUUCCUCGACUCCGGCCAUCAAAGAUGACCCAGAUGGCAAGCGGGAGGCCGAGCCCCAGCAGGCAGCAGGCAUCACAUCCCUUAAAACAGGCAAAAAGGAGGCCGCUUCAGGCACCGUGCCUCAGAAGCCCCGGAAGCCCAAGAAGGGGGCUGGGAACCCCCAAGCAUCAACACUGGCGCUGCAGAACGACAUCACCCAGCGUCUCCUGGGAGAGGCCUGGCCCCUCAGUGAGGCCCAGGUGCAGGCCUCAGUGGCAAAGGUCCUCGCGGAGCUGCUGGAGCAGGAAAAGAAGAAGGCCACGGAUGCCACCAAGGAGAGCAGCAAGAAGGGCCGCAAGCGGAAGCUGUCAGGAGACCAGCUGGCUACCAAGGCCCCCAAGAGCAAGAAGAAGAAACAGCUGGCCGCUGGGGAAGGCGGGGAGGGCACUGUGUCCCCAGAAAAGGCCUCCGUGACUUCCAAGGGGAAAGCAAAGAAAGACAGAGCAAGUGGUGACGUCAAGGAGAAGAAGGGGAAGGGGUCUCCUGGCUCCCAGGGGACCAAGGACAAGCCAAAAGGGGAGCUUCCGAAGGGGGUGGUGAAGGUGGAGGGUGGCGGUCAAAGCAACCCAAAGAUCAAGAAAGAGAAGAAAUCCGACAAGAAAAAAAAAGACAAGGAAAAAAAGGAAAAGAAGAAGAAAGCAAAAAAGACCUCAACCAAAGACCCUGAAUUACCAGUCCAAAAGAAAAAGAAGAAAAAGAAGAAGACGGCAGAGCCGACCGUGUGAGGGCACAGGCGCCAGGUGCAGGGAUCUCUUAGCCAAGUGGUGACCAUCCCAUGCCUCUGACCUCGGCCUACCUCUGCCCGCCAUGAGUUGGAACUGAAUUUUUAACUUCCCUCCCGAAGAAGACGACAGCCAGCUGCAGGGUCCCUGUGCUGGCCAAGCCAGUGAGCCUGCAGGGAGGCUGGUCCCAGAAGAAUGUGGGCCCAGCUCCCGUGACCUCGGCCACACCUGCCCCCACCACAGGGCGCUUCGUAUAGAUGUGUACAGUAUAUAUAUUUUUCUAAACGACCCGCCUCUCCCCUGGCAAACCGCAAAUGCCCAAGGCCUCGGGACUUUCCACCCAAGGAAGUCUCUGCAGACUCAGCUUGGCCCCACCUGCAGCUCGUCUCCUGCCAUGUGGUCUUUGGCGCAUCCCGAGGCUUUGUCCUCCUCUUGUCAGUUUUUUUGGUUGUGUUGGGGUUUUUUUUCUUUCUUUUUUUUUUAAACUCAGAAAAUAAAAGACUUGAGGGAGA
Lemur catta (Ring-tailed lemur) is the source of this 5007-nucleotide messenger RNA. RefSeq names its product treacle ribosome biogenesis factor 1 (gene TCOF1). Gene Ontology annotation, molecular function: protein binding. NCBI's taxonomy places the organism in Eukaryota, Metazoa, Chordata, Mammalia, Primates, Lemuridae. The transcript has 27 exons. The record is from RefSeq and is a predicted model, not a curated record. The coding region runs from base 110 to 4498 and encodes 1462 amino acids.